This is a messenger RNA of Paramecium sonneborni, 568 nucleotides long. The record is from the annotation of a GenBank genome assembly. NCBI's taxonomy places the organism in Eukaryota, Ciliophora, Oligohymenophorea, Peniculida, Parameciidae.
AUGCUAUUGAAUAUUGAACUCGAAUUAGUAAUUAGUCGAGUAUUAAGAUAGUAGAGAGGAUAUUAUAACUUAGUUGGAGUUGGAGAUUCAGAUAACCAUCUACCUUAGUUUGAGUUGAAGGUUCGGAGAACAAUCAUUAACUCAACUUGGAGCAGCUUUAAAUGGUUGUAAAAUAGAGACUAUUGAGAGUAAGAAGAAUUGUGGUAAGAAAUAAUUUAUGAAAAUGAUGCACUUAUUUGGAAUAUAUAAUAAACUUAUUUCAUUUCAUUUUCAGAAACAUAAAUUUUAUAAGAAGGUUUUCUAGAAGAUGUAAAUAACCUACUUAAUUCCGGUGAAAUACCAAAAUAUGUUGACUAUGGAUGAUUUAGAUAUCAUUAAUUAAGGAUUAUUAGCAGAAGUUAGAGAAUCUAGAAUUAAUAAUAUAUAUCCUUAAGUCAGAAUCUCAUAAAAAAUCAAGAAAUUUUUUGAAGAGAACAUAAUAGAAGUAUCAAAAUUUUUACAAAAUGAUUUUUUGAAGAUUUAUUACAAAACGAUAUAAAAGAUAUCUUAGAAAUUAUAAAUCAAUUGA